Messenger RNA from Williopsis jadinii, 3114 nucleotides. It is a transcript of the gene MAK21, whose product is annotated as RNA-binding ribosome biosynthesis protein MAK21. The transcript has 2 exons. NCBI's taxonomy places the organism in Eukaryota, Fungi, Ascomycota, Saccharomycetes, Phaffomycetales, Wickerhamomycetaceae. Gene Ontology annotation, cellular component: nucleus. The coding region runs from base 1 to 3114 and encodes 1037 amino acids. The record is from RefSeq and is a predicted model, not a curated record.
AUGGAGGGUGUUAAACUUGAUCUGUCUGGGUUAAAGGACAAAGUUGCCUCUAAGUUGUCCAAUGGUGGUAAAAAACCAGGGAAGAAAAAUGACAAGAGAGAAAAGGCUAGAGAGCCAACCCACAAGAACAAACAAGUGAAGAACGACACCAGGGAUAAAGAAUCAGACAAGAAACCUCACAGAGAUGCAGUUUCUAAGAACGAAGAUUCUGCAUCAUUGGAUGAUGCCAUUCGCCGUGAAGCCUUGGAGCUUGGGGCCACCGAGGAAGAUCUCAAGUUACUUGAAGGCGUCUCUGAUGGUGAACACUCUGAAGAAGAAUUUGGUGAUGUCAGUGGUGCAAAUGAUAAAGAUUUGAACAAAGAUUUGUCUAUGUUUAUGAAGAAUAUUGGUUUGGAUGGAUCACAGGCUUUGGUUGCUGAUGAACCUGAUGAGGAGGCUGAUGAACCUGAUGGGGAGGAGGAAGACGAGGAAGUGGAAGAACAAGAACAAGAGGAAGAGGAAGAAGAGGAGGAAGUGGAGGAAGAGGAAGAGCAACAAGAAGAAAAACAGACACUUCAGGAAUCAAACCUUCCUAAGAAGAAUGAACUUCCAACUCACAAGAGAGUUGACCCAAAUUCCAUUUUAAACACAUCAAAGUUGUUAAUCCAACCACAAGUUGACUGGUACAAUAUUCCAUUGGACCUUACAAACGAAACAGCCAACAUCACAAAGGACCAGAUCGAUCGUCUUUACCAGAGAGGUAAAGAGGCACUGGAAGCAGAUAAUAAGGCUUAUUACGAUGAAUUCUCAAAGACAUCGUCUCAGAGAAAGUUCUUGUCUCAAAUUCUAUCUGAUGGUACACUGGGUGAUAAGAUAUCUGCUCUUACAUUGCUUAUUCAAGAAGCACCGGCUCAUAACAUCAAGUCUUUCGAUAUGAUGCUUGGUUUGUUGAACAAAAAAUCCAGAAACGCCCAAUUGCAAUCUUUGAACGCUUUAAAGGAUUUGUUCAUCAAUGGUUUGCUGCCAGACAGAAAGCUUAGACAUUUCAAGAAUCAACCGUUGAAUAUGAUGCUUUCAAAGAAGCAAUUGGCUUUGUUCUACUUUGAGGACUAUUUGAAGACUUUCUACUUCAAAGUUAUCCAAGUUCUUGAAGUGCUCUCCCAUGAUCCAAUCAUGCACGUUAGAAUGAAUGUUGUGAGUCAUGUAUUUGACUUGCUCAAGGCUAAGCCAGAACAGGAGGUGAAUCUUUUGAGAUUAGGUGUAAACAAAAUUGGUGAUAUCGAUAACAAAGUCAGUGCGAAAACCUCUUACCAAAUCUUACAAUUGGAACAAGUUCAUCCUAAUAUGAAGAAAAUCGUCAUCGAUUCUGUUAUCGACAUUGUAUUCAAAAGAAAUAUUGAUUAUCACACAAAGUACUACUCAGUAUUGACGUUGAACCAGACAAUUUUAACAAGACGGGAAGAAGACAUUGCCAACGAGUUGGUAAAGACUUAUUUUGCCCUAUUGGAAAAAUUGUUGAUAGAGUCAGAUCCACAUCAGGCUGAUAACAAAACGCAGAACCAAGAGACAAAGACCAAUAACUACAAGAACAGAAACAAGAAUUUCAAAAAAGGCAAGAAGGGAGGAAAAUCUGUUAAGAAUGCGAAGACAGAAGACGAAGUUUUAGAAGAGAAGGAUUCCAAACUGUUUUCUGCCCUUCUCACUGGUGUCAACCGUGCCUUCCCAUUCUCAGACUUGCCAAUGGAAAUUUAUAACAAACACCUUGACACAAUGUUUAGAAUCACUCACUCUUCCAAUUUCAAUACCUCUGUCCAAGCCUUGAUGCUCAUCUUCCAGAUCACCAGCGCUCAAAAUAUGAAUGCAGACAGAUUCUAUAGAACAUUGUAUGAAUCUUUGUUAGACCCAAGACUGGUUACGUCUUCUAAGCAAGGUAUUUAUCUCAAUUUGUUAUUCAAGGCGUUGAAAAAAGAUUCAGAUAUUCCAAGAGUUCUUGCAUUUGUGAAAAGAAUAGUCCAAAUCUGUUACAACUGGACUAAUGUUGGGCCUAUUGCUGGUAUGUUGUACCUGUUAAUGGAGUUGCAAGCCCAAGUUCCUCAGAUAAGGAACUUAGCAAUCAACACCCCAGAUGAGGAUAACAAGCCAACUGAUAAACCAAAGAAAACCUUGGAAGUCUAUGAUGGCCGUAAGCGUGACCCAAGAUUUGCUAAUGCUUCCAGCUCUUCGAUUUGGGAGAUUGGUGAGUUCUUGAACCACUAUCACCCAACGGUUCAACUAUACGCGGAGUCCUUCCUUUCUCAAGAGAAGCAACAAAAACCUGACCUUGGUCUCUUUACGCUUUCCCACUUUUUGGAUAGAUUUGUUUACAGAAAUGCUAAACAAAAGGCUACUACAAAGGGUUCUUCCAUCAUGCAACCUUUAGGUGGUGCACAUACCGGGUCAUUGUUGGUUAAAGCAUCUAACAUGGUGAGAGGAGAGGUUCCUGCAAAUACUGAGAACUGGUUAGCAAAGAGGGUUGAAGAGAUCAGACCAGAUGAAAGAUUCUUCUACGAGUACUUCCAGACUAAGCAGAACGACACCAAGGAUAUCGCGCCAAAGGACGAGGAGUUUGAUCAAGACAGCGACCUCGAUGAAGAUGAAGUGUGGGAUGCAUUGGUUAAGUCUCAACCAGAUAUCGAGGGUGGAGAAUCAGACGGCGAAGAUCUCAGCGAUUUGGAUAUGGAUGAUUUCAGUGAUGAUGGAGAACUGGAAGGUGAUCUCAAUGACGAAGAACUGGAACAAGAACUUGAAGCUGAUAUUUCAGAUGAAGAUGACAAUAGUAGCUCUGAAGUAGAACUACAAACCAUCGGUAUGUCAGACGAUGAAAGUGUCUCUGGCGAAGAGCUAAAGGAUGAGGAAGAACCUGAUUUCACCGGAUUCUCAGAGAGCGAGGACGAAGAGGCUGAGUUAUUCAAGGGAGAUUCUGAAGACGAAGUGAGCUCCGAGGAAGAACCAGAAGAACCAAAGAAAGGCAAGAAACGUUCAGCCGAUUCCGACGAGCCUAAGGAGAAGAGCAAAAAGGCCAAGCUCAAGUCUCUUCCUCUCUUUGCCGAUGCUGACGAGUAUGCAAAAUUACUUGACUCGGACGACGAAAAUUAG